AUGAAGAGGGGAGGGGGAAGAGAAGAUCUUGUUUUUUUAAACAUUUAUUACGUACAUGAACCGCAUGCAUUGGUUUCGCUAAAAACUUUUUCUUUCAAUCUACAGCGCGAUGCUCAACGGCGUUGUGCUGAUUCUGUAAAUGUUGUUGGCGAUGGUCGGCAAUUAAAUGACGCCUUGUUGCAUCCAAUUUUCCCUUUCCCCGCAUCAAAUCAGUUAAUUGUUCAUUCAGCUUUGGACUGGACUGGACGGAACGGGACGAGACGGGAUGGGGAAUGGAGCCGGGGUGACGGGGUAGGGGAGUGGAGUAAUGUGGCGAUGGGGAAGCAGCAAUAG
This is a messenger RNA of Enterobius vermicularis (human pinworm), 333 nucleotides long. NCBI's taxonomy places the organism in Eukaryota, Metazoa, Nematoda, Chromadorea, Rhabditida, Oxyuridae. The record is from the annotation of a GenBank genome assembly.